Messenger RNA from Acanthosepion pharaonis, 2907 nucleotides. The record is from the annotation of a GenBank genome assembly. NCBI's taxonomy places the organism in Eukaryota, Metazoa, Mollusca, Cephalopoda, Sepiida, Sepiidae.
AUGACUAUCUAUCUAUCUAUUUAUCUAUCUAUCUAUUAUUCUUAUUUUGUUUAUUUUAAUUUCUCUCUCUGUCUCCCCUCUCUCCCCCUCUCUCUCUCCCCGCUCUCCCCCUCUCUCUCCCCAUCUCUCUCUCCCCGCUCUCCCCUCUCUCCCUCUCUUCCCCCCUCUCUCUCCCCCUCUCUCCUCUCUCUCCUCUCUCUCUCCCCCCCUCUUCUCUCUCACCCCCCUCUCUCUCGUUACAUGAUUCUUAUAAAAGUUAUUCUUAUUCUCAUAUUCUAUUUUAUUCUCUUCAUCGUGAUUCUUAUAAAAGUUAUUCUUAUACUCAUAUUCUUUUUUAUUCUCUUCAUAGUGAUUCUUAUAAAAGUUAUUCUUAUUCUCAUAUUCUUUUUUAUUCUCUUCAUAGUGAUUCUUAUAAAAGUUAUUCUUAUUCUCAUAUUCAUUUUUAUUCUCUUCAUAGUGAUUCUUAUAAAAGUUAUUCUUAUUCUCAUAUUCUUUUUUAUUCUCUUCAUAGUGAUUCUUAUAAAAGUUAUUCUUAUUCUCAUAUUCUAUGUUAUUCUCUUCAUAGUCAUUCUUAUAAGUUAUUCUUAUUCUCAUAUUCUAUUUUAUUCUCUUUAUAGUGAUUCUUAUAAAAGUUAUUCUUAUUCUCAUAUUCUAUUUUAUUCUCUUCAUAGUGAUUCUUAUAAAAGUUAUUCUUAUACUCAUAUUCUCUUUUAUUCUCUUCAUAGUGAUUCUUAUAAAAGUUACUCUUAUUCUCAUAUUCUUUUUUAUUCUCUUUAUAGUGAUUCUUAUAAAAGUUAUUCUUAUUCUCAUAUUCUAUUUUAUUCUCUUCAUAGUGAUUCUUAUAAAAGUUAUUCUUAUACUCAUAUUCUUUUUUAUUCUCUUCAUAGUGAUUCUUAUAAAAGUUAUUCUUAUUCUCAUAUACAUUUUUAUUCUCUUCAUAGUGAUUCUUAUAAAAGUUACUCUUAUUCUCAUAUUCUAUUUUAUUCUCUUCAUAGUGAUUCUUAUAAAAGUUAUUCUUAUUCUCAUAUACUUUUUUAUUCUCUUCAUAGUGAUUCUUAUAAAAGUUAUUCUUAUUCUCAUAUUCUAUUUUAUUCUCUUCAUAUGAUUCUCAUAAAAGUUAUUCUUAUUCUCAUAUUCUUUUUUAUUCUCUUCAUAGUGAUUCUUAUAAAAGUUAUUCUCAUUCUUCUUUUUAUUCUCUUCAUAGUGAUUCUUAUAAAGUUAUUCUUAUUCUCAUAUUCUUUUUAUUCUCUUCAUAGUGAUUCUUAUAAAAGUUAUUCUUAUUCUCAUAUUCUUUUUAUUCUCUUCAUAGUGAUUCUUAUAAAAGUUAUUCUUAUUCUCAUAUUCUUUUUAUUCUCUUCAUAUAUUCUUUUUUAUUCUCUUUUUUAUUCUCUUCAUAGUGAUUCUUAUAAAAUUUAUUCUUAUUCUCAUAUUCUAUUUUAUUCUCUUCAUAGUGAUUCUUAUAAAAGUUAUUCUUAUUCUCAUAUUCUUUUUUAUUCUCUUCAUAGUGAUUCUUAUAAAAGUUAUUCUUAUUCUCAUAUUCUAUUUUAUUCUCUUCAUAGUGAUUCUUAUAAAAUUUAUUCUUAUUCUCAUAUACUAUUUUAUUCUCUUCAUAGUGAUUCAUAUAAAAGUUAUUCUUAUUCUCAUAUUUUUUUUAUUCUCUUCAUAGUUAUUCUUAUAAAAAGUUAUUCUUAUUCUCAUAUUCUUUUUUAUUCUCUUCAUAGUGAUUCUUAUAAAAGUUAUUCUUAUUCUCAUAUUCUUUUUAUUCUUCUCUUCAUAGUGAUUCUUAUAAAAAUUAUUCUUAUUCUCAUAUUCUUUUUAUUCUCUUCAUAUUCUUAUUUUCUUAUUCUCUUUCUAUUUUAUUCUCUUCAUAAAAUUUAUUAUAAAAGUUAUUCUUAUUCACCUAUUCUAUUUUUUCUAUUCUCUUCAUAUGAUUCUUAUAAAAGUUAUUCUUAUUCUCAUAUUCUUUUUAUUCUCUUCAUAGUGAUUCUUAUAAAAUUUAUUCUUAUUCUCAUAUUCUUUUUCUCUUCAUAUGAUUCUUAUAAAAGUUAUUCUUAUUCUCAUAUUCUUUUUAUUCUCUUCAUAGUGAUUCUUAUAAAAGUUAUUCUUAUUCUCAUAUUCUAUUUUAUUCUCUUCAUAGUGAUUCUUAUUAAAGUUAUUCUUAUUCUCAUAUUCUAUUUUAUUCUCUUCAUAGUGAUUCUUAUAAAAGUUAUUCUUAUUCUCAUAUUCCUUUUUAUUCUCUUCAUAGUGAUUCUUAUAAAAGUUAUUCUUAUUCUCAUAUUCUAUUUUAUUCUCUUCAUAGUGAUUCUUAUUAAAGUUAUUCUUAUUCUCAUAUUCUAUUUUAUUCUCUUCAUAGUGAUUCUUAUAAAAGUUAUUCUUAUUCUCAUAUUCUUUUUUUUCUCUUCAUUUUCUCAUAGUGAUUCUUAUAAAAGUUAUUCUUAUUCUUUUCUUUUUAUUCUCUUCAUAGUGAUUCUUAUAAAAGUUAUUCUUAUUCUCAUAUUCUUUUUAUUCUCUUCAUAUGAUUCUUAUAAAAGUUAUUCUUAUUCUCAUAUUCUUUUUUAUUCUCUUCAUAGUGAUUCUUAUAAAAGUUAUUCUUAUUCUCAUAUUCUUUUUUAUUCUCUUCAUAGUGAUUCUUAUAAAAGUUAUUCUUAUUCUCAUAUUCUUUUUUAUUCUCUUCAUAGUGAUUCUUAUAAAAUUUAUUCUUAUUCUCAUAUUCUUUUUUAUUCUCUUCAUAGUGAUUCUUAUAAAAAGUUAUUCUUAUUCUCAUAUUCUUUUUAUUCUCUUCAUAGUGAUUCUUAUAAAAGUUAUUCUUAUUCUCAUAUUCUUUUUAUUCUCUUCAUAGUGAUUCUUAUAAAGUUAUUCUUAUUCUCAUAUUCUUUUUUUAUUCUUCAUAGUGAUUCUUAUUUUUAA